Messenger RNA from Cicer arietinum (chickpea), 1877 nucleotides. RefSeq names its product alpha/beta-hydrolases superfamily protein. NCBI's taxonomy places the organism in Eukaryota, Viridiplantae, Streptophyta, Magnoliopsida, Fabales, Fabaceae. The record is from RefSeq and is a predicted model, not a curated record.
AAAUUUUCCAUAAUCAUCAUCUUUCAAAAACAACACCACCACCUUCAAAACAACAACAACAUAAUCACCACAACAUUUCUAUUAUAAUAAUCAUUCUCAAAAUUCCAACACCUUCAAAGAUCAAAGUUCAAACACAAACCUAUCUUCUCUUUUCUUCUUUCUUUUGCCACCUCAGUUUUUCCUUCAUUCUCAUUGCACUAAUUAACAUAAAGGGUAUUCAACAAAAUUGUAAAUUUCAUUAUAUAUAAUUUUAAUUAUAAACAUCUUUGUCAAAAUCCAGUUUUAGCUUCUCUACUAUAUUUGGCAAACACAUCCUUUAAACUAAUAUUAAAUUUUUUACUUUAACAAAUAACAAAAUCAUCUAUUCUUUCUUCUCUUCUUUUUUUUUUCCUUCAAUUUUAUGAAUUUUUUUUAAAGAAGAAAAAAUAGCUUGAGGAGAAAGAUUUGUUGAUAAAAUUCAAAAGGGUGUUUGAAUCUGGAAGAAAAAUAAUGGCUACUGAGGCGUUUAUGUUGAAAGAAAGCGCCUUGUUAUCUCUAAGAACAUUGAAGAGUCUUUUCAUGUUGAUAUAUGCAAUUGUUAUGGUGAUUUUGUUACCAUUUAGAGGAAGAAGAAGAGUUUCUCCUGUUGAAAAGGAAGAGAAAAUUCAACAUGAUGAAUGUAGUCAUCACCGGAAAGGCGCGGUGGUUCGUGUUCCGGCGAAGAUUGUGCCGUGGAAAAGUGGUGGUGGUGGUGGUGGUGUGGUGGCAAUGAAGGUGGUGGAUCAUGUGAUGAGAAGGGAAUUGGCUAUUAAGAGAGUUUUGGAGGAUGGUGAUGAGAAAUGUUUGAGAGAGUAUUGGCUUUUUGGAACAAAAAGGGGUGACACAAUUUUCACACAAUGUUGGACACCUCUUUCUGUUAAGAUUAGGGGACUUGUUCUUCUUAUGCAUGGUCUAAAUGAACAUAGUGGUAGAUAUAGUAAUUUUGCAAAGCAACUGAAUGCUAAUGGCUACAAGGUUUAUGCAAUGGAUUGGAUUGGUCAUGGUGGAAGUGAUGGUCUCCAUGCAUAUGUUAAUUCUCUUGAUGAUGCAGUUUCCGAUUUGAAAGUAUUUAUGGAGAAGAUUCUAACUGAAAAUCCUGGCCUUCCAUGUUUCUGCUAUGGACACUCAACAGGUGCAGCAAUUACUCUUAAGGCACUCCUUGACCCAAAGAUUGAAGCUUUCAUAGCUGGUGCUACAUUCACAUCCCCUGCAGUUGGAGUUGAGCCGUCUCAUCCAAUUUUGGUGGUACUUGCUCCAAUAGUAUCAUUUUUGCUGCCGACAUAUCAAUGUAAUUCCGCAUAUAAGAAAGGUUUGCCAGUUUCUCGAGACCCAGAGGCACUUAUCGCGAAAUAUUCAGACCCGUUAGUAUGCACCGGAUCUCUUAGAGUACGAACCGGCUAUGAGAUUCUUAGAAUUACAAGUUACUUGCAACAAAACCUAAGAAACUUGAAAGUUCCGUUUCUUGUUCUACACGGCACUUCUGAUUCUGUGACUGAUCCUGUUGCAUCACAAAAACUGUAUGAAGAAGCUUCAUCAAGUGAUAAAAGUAUAAAAUUGUAUGAAGGAUUCUCACAUGAUCUUCUUUUUGAACCUGAAAGAGAGGAUAUUACUCAAGAUAUAAUUCAAUGGUUGAAUAGUAGAGUGUAAAAAUUAGUAGAAGUAAUGAGGAAAUAUAGCAUGGAAUUUUCUAGCCCAAAGAAAAUGUUGAAGAGCGAGUCUUAGUGAUCAAUUUUAUGGGCUGUAAUUGAGACCAAAAUACCUGAAGCAAUAUAUGUCUGAGGCAUGUUUUAGUUUUUGCCCAAAACCAUAUAAUUUAUGUUUCAUUAAUUUAAAAAGUAGGUAGCAAAUAUUUUUCAUUA